Messenger RNA from Penicillium cosmopolitanum, 1110 nucleotides. RefSeq names its product putative integral membrane protein. The coding region runs from base 1 to 1110 and encodes 369 amino acids. The record is from RefSeq and is a predicted model, not a curated record. The transcript has 7 exons. Lineage: Eukaryota; Fungi; Ascomycota; Eurotiomycetes; Eurotiales; Aspergillaceae.
AUGACGACUUUAUCUACAUCCCGUGGCCGCGGGGCCCUCGCGGUCAGCACUGUCUUUACAUGCCUGGCGACGGCUUUAGUUCUCAUCCGUAUCUAUACACGAACUGUCAUGGUGAAGCAAAUGGGUGCCGAUGAUUAUGCCAUUCUAGUUGCACUGGCAUUCUCAUGGGCAUUCUUUGGAUUAUUCGUUGGCGAGGUCUACCAUGGAAUGGGCGAGCAUUUCAAACUCAUCCCAGCCGAUAUCUACAAAACCCAAAUGAUUUGUUUCUGGGCAUCCGUCCCUAUCUAUCAGACCAGUCUUCUCGUCACCAAGAUGUCAAUCCUUUUCCAAUACCGCCGAGUCUUCUCAACACCACGCAUGCGUCUCGCCUGUAAUCUACUCAUCGCAUUCCUUGCCGUCUACGGAACUUGGACAGUUCUCAGCGCCUGGGCAAACUGCGUGCCUUUGGCCAAAUUCUGGGAUCCCAGCGUACCGGGAUUCUGUUUCGACAAGAAGGCCCUUUGGUUCUCUAACUCGGCCAUCCACAUUUUGACCGAUCUUUUGAUCUUGAUCUACCCAAUGCCGGUCCUCAAAUCUCUUCAGCUUCCCAGAAAGCAGAAAUUUGCAUUGAUGGGUGUCUUUGCACUUGGUGGAUUCGUUAUGAUCACUAGUAUUCUGCGUCUCAAGAGUCUCCUGGUUAUUUCCAAUUCCAGUGAUCCAACCUAUGACAACGUCGGCGCCGCCGAAUGGUCCGCAAUCGAAUGCAACCACAAGAGCUAUGCUCUCCCAACUCCUCCCCACAUCUUCUCCACCCGCAGCAACGGGUCUCGCAGCAAGACAACCCGUCCCUCACGAACUGGACGCAGUGUUCUUACCGGCACACACACCCACGUCCAAGCAUCCGUCAUCGGCGGCCGUGAUACCAAACACGACGACUACGAUCUGGAUGACUUGACACCGCCCAGUUCGGCUCCGAGCUAUAACAAGGAACUUGAUACCAAGGAAGCUUUUGCUGGUAUCAAGGUUACGACGCUCGUCUCGCAGGAGUCGACUUCGCAUCCUGCUAAGAGCUCUACUACUGACGACGCCGCGAGCACGAAGGAACUUGUGCCUAAGCAAAGCUUUUGCUAG